Molecule: messenger RNA, 1822 nt
Organism: Amaranthus tricolor (Joseph's coat)
Lineage: Eukaryota; Viridiplantae; Streptophyta; Magnoliopsida; Caryophyllales; Amaranthaceae
Product: putative pectinesterase/pectinesterase inhibitor 22
Exons: 2
Coding region: 56-1726 (556 amino acids)
Biological process (GO): cell wall modification
Molecular function (GO): pectinesterase inhibitor activity; pectinesterase activity
Source: RefSeq, a predicted model, not a curated record
UAAUUUUGGUCACAAUGCAAUAAGCUUGCCAAGGUUCACCUUGUCCUUAACAAAAAUGUCUAAGAUAUUAACAUAUUUCAUUUUACUCUUGCUUUUGCCUUCUCUUAACGAUGCCCUAUACAAUCAAAAAACUAAUUAUAACCAACUCCCACAAAAAAUUUUGGAAAAUAUGAUAUCUCAAGCAUGUGCCAACAUUGAAGAUGAAAUGUCAUGUUUUUCUGAUGUUGAAUCUAGGCUUCCAAACGGCCCUAGGAAUGUUACUACUAUUCUGAGGGCUGCCUUGGAAGCCUCUGUUGAUCAAGUUCAACAAGCUAUAAAAAAGAUUUUUGAUUUUAGUUCUCUUUCUUCCUCCACUAUACGUGAACAGAUAGCAGUGGAGGAUUGUAAAGAGCUCCUUGACUUCUCUGUCACGGAACUUACUUGGUCUCUUUCUGAAAUGAGAGUGCUUCGAGGUCAUGGAUCUAUUCAUGAUUCUCGAGGAGACCUUCAAGCAUGGUUAAGUGCCGCUAUUAGUAACCAAGAUACAUGCUUAGAAGGGUUUGAGGGUACAAACCAACAUGUUAAGAACUACAUCAAGGGUAGUUUAACACAAGUCACACAACUUAUAAGUAAUGUUUUAACUUUGUAUACACAAUUACAUGCCUUGCCAUUUACACCUCCUAGACAUAAUUACUUUAACAACAACAAUAAUAAUAAUAAUAAUAAUAAUAGGAAAAAAAUAAUUGAUCAAGAUUAUUUUCCAAAGUGGAUGAGUGAGGGUGAUAGAGAACAUGUGGUUUCUUCAAGUACAAGUAAGGGAAUACAAGUAGAUGCUAUUGUUGCAUUAGAUGGAAGUGGGAAAUAUAGAACAAUUAAUGAAGCAAUUGAUGAUGCUCCAAAUCAUAGCAAUAAAAGGUAUAUUAUUUAUGUAAAGAAGGGAAUUUAUAAUGAAAAUGUUGAUAUGAAGAAAAAGAAGACUAAUAUUAUGCUCAUUGGUGAUGGAAUUGGAGCUACUAUCAUUUCUAGUAAUAGAAAUUUUAUGCAAGGAUGGACAACCUUCAGAAGUGCUACUUUUGCUGUCUCAGGAAAAGGGUUCAUAGCAAAAGACAUAACAUUUAGAAACACAGCAGGCCCAAAAAACCACCAAGCAGUAGCCCUUCGAGUCGAUUCCGACCAAUCAGCAUUUUACAGGUGUAGUAUGGAAGGAUACCAAGACACACUAUACGCUCACUCCUUACGUCAGUUCUAUAGAGAUUGCAACAUAUAUGGCACCAUCGAUUUCAUAUUUGGUAAUGGAGCUGCCGUGCUACAAAAUUGUAAUAUCUAUUCUCGGACCCCACUUCCACUCCAAAAAGUAACCAUCACAGCCCAAGGUCGAAAAAGCCCACAUCAAAGUACGGGCUUUUCAAUCCAAAGCAGUAAUAUUUAUGCAAAUGAGCCCGCUUAUUUGGGCCGGCCUUGGAAGCCCUUUUCUAGAGUGGUGUAUAUGAAUUGUUUUAUGAGUGCUACAAUUCAACCUAGGGGUUGGUUGGAGUGGUCUGGAAACUAUGGACUGAAUACUUUGUAUUAUGGAGAGUAUAGGAAUUAUGGGCCUGGGGCAUCUUUAGUGACCCGGGUUAAGUGGCCCGGGUUUCAUAUCUUAAAAGAUGUAAAUGAGGCUGUUUUCUUUACUGUUGGACAAUUUAUUGAUGGCAUGUCAUGGUUGCCAGCAACUGGUGUUAAAUUCUCAGCAGGUUUGACUAAUUAGAAUAUAGAUGAUUAUAUGUAAUGGGAUGGAUCUUUUAUUGUCAUGUAAAGAUUUGUUAUUGUUUCAUGAUUUGAAAAUAGUUUAGCACUUUCUCAA